AUGGCCUGGCAGUGCACCGGCGCCAACAACACCGAGCUCGUCGACAACCUCGCCCGCGCCGGCCUCCUCUCGACCCCGAGGGUCAUCGACGCCUUCAAGCAGGUCGACAGGCGCUACUACGUCCCGCACCUCUCGGACGCCUACGUCGACUCGCCCGCCUACCUCACCCACGGCGCAACGAUCAGUGCGCCGCACAUGCACGCCAACGCCAUCGAGAACCUCGAGCCGUUCCUCCAGCCGGGCAGCAACGUCCUCGACGUCGGCUCCGGCUCUGGCUACCUCCUCGGCAUCUUUCACGCCCUCGUCAGCCCCGGUGGCACCGUCCUCGGCAUCGAGCACAUCCCGGCGCUCGUCAAGCAAGCGCACGAGAACCUCGACGCGGACCCGGCGGUGCGGGGCGUGGUUGCCAUCCACGUCGGUGCCGCCUCGCCCUCCCUCCCCCCCUCGCUCCUCUCGCAGCUCGCCUCCCCAGGCCGCAUGUUCAUCCCGCUCGGGUCCUCGGGACCGGGCGAGCAGCAGGCCGUCUGGCAGGUCGACAAGGACGCGCGAGGCGACGUGACACGGACGAGGCUGUACGGCGUCAGGUACGUCCCGCUCACGAGCAGGGAGGCGCAGGACCCUGGCGGGGGAGGGGGAGGGGGAGGGGUCGAGGGCGAGGCGUGA
Messenger RNA from Rhodotorula graminis WP1, 663 nucleotides. RefSeq lists its product as uncharacterized. Lineage: Eukaryota; Fungi; Basidiomycota; Microbotryomycetes; Sporidiobolales; Sporidiobolaceae. Gene Ontology annotation, cellular component: cytoplasm. The transcript is spliced from 6 exons. Gene Ontology annotation, biological process: protein modification process. The record is from RefSeq and is a predicted model, not a curated record. The coding region runs from base 1 to 663 and encodes 220 amino acids. Gene Ontology annotation, molecular function: protein-L-isoaspartate (D-aspartate) O-methyltransferase activity.